UCGAGGUUACGGGGAAGUCGCGACAACAUGGCCACGUUGCAGCGGCCUAACCCUGUAUUUGCAAUUGUUUCCUUUUGAAGUCAUCAGUAUAUCGUCGUAUUUUUAAGAAGAGAUGAAUCGAUGUUUUUGUUUCCUUGUUUUUGGCGUCAACCUUUCACUGUCAACAGGAUUUAGAUAAGCGCAUAUGUACAAGUUAUGUGAAGGAAUUCUCGCUCUCUUACUGCACAAUGUUAUUGAUGUAGUUAUUUGCCCACGGGUAUUUGCUCUCAGCAUUCGGCUCACAGCUGGUUUGAAAACGAGAGCAGAGCAAAUCUUGUAUCGAGUAGACGCAUGUUGUGCAUGAUACUGUGUUUUGAGAGAAUGGUCGGUGUUUUUCCUAUAAUUUACACAUUCCCACAAUAUCUUGCAAAAUAAUUAGAGUGAUUGUCCACAGUACUCACAUGUUUGCAAAAUCACCAUGAGGCUUAAAUGCAGGUUGAUAAUUACUGUUGUUUUGGUGACAAUGUUGGUAUGGGCAGUACUGAGGUACCUAUUUAAAACAUUGAAGGGAAGUGCUGUGUACGAAAGUGGCAUAGAAGAGGUUUCUCUUCAUCAUGGUUUGGGAACUGCAAGACUGGUAAACAUUAACUACUUCAAACGCUUUUAUAGACCAGGUCUGAAUCCUGAUCCAGAGAGUCCUGGGAUGGAUGGAAAAGGAGUGUCAAAUCUUCCAGGGGAUAAGGAGCAAGAAGAAGCUUCUCUGAAAGACUUUGGUUUCAAUGUAGUGAGCAGCUCAAAGAUUUCCCUUGAAAGAACUGUCCCUGAUAAUAGGGAUGAAAGCUGCUUGACAAAAUUAUAUCCACUUAAACUGCCUUUAGCAAGUGUGAUUAUAAUAUUUUUCAAUGAGGCCUGGUCCACUCUCAUGAGAACUGUUCACACUGUGCUAGCUAGAUCACCUCCAGACAUGAUACAAGAAAUAAUUCUUGUGGAUGACAACAGUGAUCUUGUCAAGUUUGAUCAUUUAAAAGAGAAACUAGAAGUAUACAUAAAGAGAUUUGAUAAAGUUUUUCUAAUACGCUCACCGAAAAGAGUUGGAUUAACGCAGGCAAGGAUGAUUGGCGCUGACAACGCCGUCGGAGAUGUUUUAGUUUUUUUAGACUCUCAUUGUGAGGCCACUUUUGGCUGGCUGGAGCCAAUGCUGGCCAGAAUUAAAGAAAGUCGUAAUGUUGCUGUGGUACCAGACAUUGAGACAAUAGCUUUCAAGGACUUUGAAUACAGUACAGUAAAAGGGGAACUAGCAAGGGGUACAUUCAACUGGCAAAUGAUGUUUAUAUGGGGAGCAAUACCUGAAAAUGAAAAGAAAAGACGCAAGUCUCCUGCUGAUCCCAUCAGAUCACCAACAAUGGCUGGAGGCUUGUUUGCAAUCGAUCGGAAAUACUUCUUUGAAAUCGGGGCAUAUGAUCGACAGCUUACCUACUGGGGUGGUGAGAAUGUGGAAUUAUCUUUUAAGUUGUGGAUGUGUGGAGGUGCAGUCGAGAUUCUGCCUUGUUCACGUGUCGGUCACGUUUUUCGUACUCCUCCCUACAAAUCACCCGCAGGCUCAACAAAUCAUAACAUCGUUCGUGUUGCUGAAGUGUGGCUGGAUGAAUACAAGGAUAUGGUGUAUGGAUCAUUGCCCGAAUUAAGGCCAAAGAUGGGUGGUGAUGUGUCAGAAAGAAAGAAAGUGAGGGAACGACUGAAAUGUCGGAGUUUUAAAUGGUACCUUGAAAACAUUGCAGUAGAAAUGGCAGAUACAGACCCAAUGCCCUUAGGGCGCGGCCACCUAAAGAAUUUGGGUACAAAAACGUGUCUGGAUACUUUGGGAAUGAAGAAUGAAGGGACGAAGCCAGGACUCUACACUUGUCACGGCAUGGGCAAUAAUCAGUUUUUUAUGUACUCAAAGAGGUACGAGAUCUUUCACGAUAAACUAUGUGUGGAUUUUGAUGGCAAAGAAACGAUUCAGUUCUGGCAUUGUCACAAAUUAGGGGGUAAUCAAAAAUGGACUCACAAAAAGGAUGACGUAAUCAAACAUGAAGUCAGCGGAUUGUGCCUCCAAGCAGAUGAUGAAAAGCUAUCAAUGGGGCCCUGUCGCGACAACAAGGCUAAUCAAAAAUGGCAGUUUUAUAGCUACCCAUUUGACAAAACGUAAAUAAAUUUUAAUUAGAAAAUUUCUGAAUCAAUCUUUUUGCCUAAAAUAUGUAGAACAGAUAGAAAUUAUAUUUUAUACAAAAUGAAAUUAUUCUAAGUCUAAUAAUUCAAUAUUUUGUAAACAACAGCGUCUCACAAAGUUGAAUUUUUGUGUAUCUUGUUUUCCGUGAUAAUAUUUUAUCUCAAGCAGAUAUAAGAAUACUUUAUCAAUUACAGAGGAAUUUUUAGCUUACAUAAAUGCCUGAAAUAUAUAAAUUCAACUUUUUUCAGAUAUAUUUUGCAUCACUUCAAGUCUGUGAAAGUUAAUUAAAGAACAAUCGCAAAGUUUUUAUUUGCCACAUCUUUCAUAUAUACUUUUGAAAACUUCAAAACUUCUUCAAAACCUCUACAAUAGCUCUGAUGUAUCUAAGAUGCUAGGUCUGAAAAUAUUCACAAAAAUAUUCAACUUUAACGACCGAAAUGUAAGAACUACGUUCUGGAAAAUAUCAAUUAUCUUGCAAAAUAUUGACUUUCUAAAUACAUAUGUAGUAAAAAUUAAAACAAUACAAUAGAGUUGUUUUGUUCAUCUAAAUUACUUAAAAACAAUUAAAGAUCGUUAAAAUUUUAUAUCAACACUUUAUUUUUAGAAUCUCAUUUCAAAAUUUGUUCGUUUAAGCUGUAAUUUAUAUUAAGAAGCAAAUUAUCAAAAACAUAUUUGUGAAAAACAAGGACUAAAUAAAGCUUUUACAUAAUUGACACGCAAGACGUGACUUUCAUUUAGGUAUUACCUUAUUGAUACAGAAGUCAUGGCUUUCAUUUAGUGUUGUAUUAAGGUUGUCUAUUGAAAGGGGUGUAAAGUUUUCAAAUUCUUGAGUAACUUUACCUGAAAUGCAACGAAGUAGCUUAGGAAAUGGGAGACAUUGAAUAUUUGCAUUCUACUACGUGGUUUAUGUACCUCGUUUGUUGAUCUUUUGGAGAAUUAU
Molecule: messenger RNA, 3128 nt
Organism: Rhopilema esculentum
Lineage: Eukaryota; Metazoa; Cnidaria; Scyphozoa; Rhizostomeae; Rhizostomatidae
Product: polypeptide N-acetylgalactosaminyltransferase 6
Biological process (GO): protein O-linked glycosylation
Cellular component (GO): Golgi apparatus
Molecular function (GO): polypeptide N-acetylgalactosaminyltransferase activity
Source: RefSeq, a predicted model, not a curated record